Rotaria sp. Silwood1 is the source of this 978-nucleotide messenger RNA. Lineage: Eukaryota; Metazoa; Rotifera; Eurotatoria; Philodinida; Philodinidae. The record is from the annotation of a GenBank genome assembly.
AUGAUGAAUAAUUGUCAUUCAAAUUUUGAUCAUUGUUGGUCAAAAAAACAAAAGAGUAAUCCAAAUAUUUCAACAAAUAAUUUCAAAGCUAUUGAAAAAUUGGGUAAAGGUGCUUUUGGUUUUGUUUAUUUAGUCAAAUGGUAUUACAAUGAAAAUAAUAUUCAUGAAAAUUUUCUUUGUGUAUUAAAAAUUACAAGUAAACAACAAUUAAUGAAAAAUAAAGCACAUCUAUUUGCUUUAAGAGAAAGAGAUAUUUUACAAUGUUGUCACCAUCCGAAUCUUGUUAAAUUAUUCACUUCAUUCAAAGAUGAAUCAAAUAUAUAUUUAGUACUUGAAUUUAUUGCUGGAGGAGAUCUUUUUUCUUAUAUGCAAAUACAAGAACGACUUAAUGAAGAUCAUACAAGAUUUUAUAUUGGACAAAUAAUUUUAGCAUUCGAAUAUUUACAUGGUUGUCAUAUUAUUUAUCGAGAUCUUAAACCAGAAAAUAUUAUUUUAACAGAUCGAGGAUAUAUAAAAUUAAUUGAUUUUGGCUUUGCUAAACGAACAACGAAACCAACAUCAACUAUAUAUGAUAAAUGUGUUGAUUAUUGGGCAUUAGGUAUUCUAACUUAUGAAUUACUAACUGGUGACACUCCAUUUGAUGGUGAAAAUGAUGAAGAAUUAUUUGAAGCUAUACUUCAUAAUCCUAUUUAUUUUCAAUCUACUAUAUUUACUACAAUAUCAGCAAAUUUUAUUCAAGGUUUAUUAAUACGUAAUCCAUUUCAACGAUUAGGUUGUACAAUGCAUAACUCAUUAGAUAUUCGUUAUCAUCCAUGGUUUCAACAAUAUAUAUAUUCAUUUGAACAACUCGAACAACAAUCUAUACCUGCUUUCUAUAUUCCAUUGAAUUUUACUGAUUAUACAAAUUAUCCUUUAAAAUCUAUCAAAGUUACACCACUUAUAAAUCCUAUUAAUGACAAAAUAUUUGACAAUUUUUAA